Molecule: messenger RNA, 783 nt
Organism: Adineta ricciae
Lineage: Eukaryota; Metazoa; Rotifera; Eurotatoria; Adinetida; Adinetidae
Source: the annotation of a GenBank genome assembly
AUGGCACAAAAACACGUUAUGCUCUCCUAUGAAUGGACUGUACAAAAGUUAGUUUCAAAAGUUUAUGAUUACUUACAGCAACAGGGAAUACCAUUAUGGAUGGAUAUUAAAUCCGGUGUCUCGUCAGAUGGUCUAUUCGAAUGUAUCGCUGAAGCCAUUGAAGAUGCCACUUGCUUCGUUUGCUUUAUGACGCCUGAAUACCAAAAUUCGGAUUUUUGUAAACGAGAAUUUUUAUAUGCACACAAAUGUAAGGUGCCAAUCGUACUAUUGAAGUUGGUGGAGAAUUGGGAGCCGACAAGUUGGUUAGGUUUCGCAACAGUUGGCCUAGUCUGGCUUGAUUUUUAUCAUGCAGACAAUCUUUCGAAAAAAACCAGUCGAUUAUAUAAUCGUAUUUGUAAAAUAACUGGUAAUCAAGUUCAAUCAUCUUCACCUCAUUAUGUCGAACUGAUCCAGAAAACACCGUCAUCGCAUUCAUUACAAGUUUCUGAUUCGAAUAGUCCAUAUAAACAACCUGUAAUGGUCAAAAGCAAUAAUAAUUUCAGACAUUCUGCUCAAAGUCUCAACAGAUCUGAUAAACAUAUAAUGAAACAUGAUGAGUCUCCAAUACAAAGACCCCCGGUAGAAAAAUUCGAACAUUUUCAUUUUUCUGACAGACCAACGAUUACCAGAGACACUAGUAAGCAAAAGAGACCGUCGACAACAAAACCAUCGAUGCGGAUCUGUUCACAUAUGAAUAAUGAGGAUAACGAUAAAGAUCGUGAUGCUUGCAAGUUCGGAUGGUAA